CAGCCCAAUCAGUUUCGAAUUCUACUAGUCGACUUGGCGCCUAGCCAAUAGAACAGCAGAAGUGAAGCCGAGUUCCGUUCUGUCCCCGCCCACACGGCAAAGUGGUUGGUAAGCGGUAACCGUUGCUCCGUGACGUAAGCACCUGGUUCGGUGAUUGGUUACGCCCAGGCGCGAAAUGUAACGCGGGAAAUUUUCGGUUUCGGCCUUGGUUUUGCAACGCUGUUUUUCAGGAGUCAUCAGGACUGGAAUUGCAAGCGUGGAUCGGCUCCACUUCAGAACGUGUGAGCAGAUUGUAGCUGUCACAGAUUUUGCGCCGGUGGUAGCUGAGAAAAGAGGGGUGAGGUCCCAAGAGGAGCCGCCGUCUCCGGCAGAAAACAGGUGUCUGCAAGGAGGUGGCGAUGGUGGAGAAGCCACCGCCGGGUCUCCCGGUGACUUUUUACCAGGAGUCCCCGAAUGGCGUACUUGUUUCUGUUAUCAAAACCACCUCUGUCAAGCCGUUCUCCAGGGUCAGAGAUGAGGAACUAACACUCCCCCCGCCCAUCCUCAUCAGCCCUGGCUUCAGCGACUUCAUGGUUUACCCCUGGCGCUGGGGAGAGAAUGCCCACAAUGUGGCCUUUAGCCCGCGUGGCUCUGCUAUCCCUUCAUUCGUCCAGCAGCCCCGUGGGGGGCCAGCUAGAACCUGCAGCGGCGAAGAAGAGGACGCGAGUAGCAGCAGUAGCAGCCUCAAGGAUGGGAGAAGACGUGGCCGACCAAGAGCAGACACAGUUCGUGACCUAAUAAAUGAAGGAGAGCAUUCUUCUAGCAGAAUACGCUGCAAUAUCUGUAACCGGGUGUUUCCACGAGAGAAAUCACUACAGGCACACAAACGAACUCAUACUGGUGAAAGACCUUAUUUGUGUGACUACCCAGACUGCGGGAAAGCCUUUGUUCAGAGCGGGCAACUCAAAACUCACCAGCGUCUUCACACAGGGGAAAAGCCUUUCAUCUGCUCAGAGAACGGGUGUUUAAGCAGAUUCACACAUGCAAACCGUCAUUGCCCCAAACACCCAUAUGCCCGGCUGAAGAGGGAAGAACUCACAGUCAGACUGAGUGAAAAACAGAAGGCUGACAAUAAAGCUGCAGCUGAGUGGCUAGCGAAGUACUGGGAGACUAGAGAACAGCAUGCUCCUACUUUGAAAAGUAAAACAAUCCAGAAAAUGGAUCAGGGACAGAAGGACCGGAUGGGAUUUCUUCAGUCUGAUGAAGAGGAUGAUGAAGAGAAAAAUAAUGCUCAUUCAGCAGCUCGCCGCAGCCUCCAGGAACAGCAUGAACACAUGCAUGGUGCAUUGGCUCUUAUUGAACUUGCAAACCUAGCUGUGGCACCACUGUGACAGUAGCAUAGGAAUGGAGUCUGCCUUUAUGAAAUGGUGGUACUUGGUGGUCCUUAACCAGUUAGAUCCUGGGCAUAAUCUAAGCACCUUAUUUAUUUAUCAUAGGCUGCUGUCCUGUAGAAUUUAUAGUGAUUGCUGUCACCCCAUAAUAUGGGGUGAGAGAGUUGCACUUUUUGUAAGGUAAAAGACAAAUGUAAAGUUUAAGUAUCUUGUAAAUAUGGAACCACAUAAUGCAGGGUGGAUAAACUUCAUGUUGUGAGAAGCUAGAAUUUUGCAAGGUUAACUCAUUAUUUGAAACUGUUUUCACAGGAAGCACUUUCUGAGCAGUUUGUGGUUAGCAGAAUGGU
Molecule: messenger RNA, 1717 nt
Organism: Pezoporus flaviventris
Lineage: Eukaryota; Metazoa; Chordata; Aves; Psittaciformes; Psittacidae
Product: zinc finger protein 367-like
Exons: 6
Coding region: 399-1370 (323 amino acids)
Biological process (GO): homophilic cell-cell adhesion
Cellular component (GO): nucleus; cell-cell junction
Molecular function (GO): ionotropic glutamate receptor binding
Source: RefSeq, a predicted model, not a curated record